Molecule: messenger RNA, 1862 nt
Organism: Tarenaya hassleriana
Lineage: Eukaryota; Viridiplantae; Streptophyta; Magnoliopsida; Brassicales; Cleomaceae
Product: extensin
Exons: 3
Coding region: 193-1671 (492 amino acids)
Source: RefSeq, a predicted model, not a curated record
UACGAAAGUCGGUUUGGUUGUUUUGUUUGCUUCCGCCCUUCCACGCUCCAUCCUUAUCUGAACCAAACGCAUAUUUUAUUUCCAAGGAUUCUCGCGAAGAAGAAGCUUUGCUUCCCUUUCAAGUCUACAGGUCCGGAUUUAUUUUGCUGCUUUCGUUAAAUCUCUUCUCCAAUCGAUUUAGUCAUCAGAUCAAUGGCGUCUGGGUCGUCGGGUCGGGUCAACUCUGGAUCUAAAGGGUUCGAUUUUGGUUCCGAUGAUAUCCUCUGCUCCUACGAAGACUACGGCAACCAGGACUCCUCUAACGGUCCUCACUCGGAUCCUGCGAUCGGGGCGACCAAUCCCAAUAAGGAGUUUAACAAAACCCGAAUGGCCAGAUCUUCUGUGUUCCCUUCAAGCUCUUACAGUCCCCCAGAGGAAUCUCUGAGUCAAGACAUCACUGCCACUGUCGAAAGAACGAUGAAGAAAUAUGCAGAUAACAUGAUGCGUUUUCUUGAGGGAAUCAGCUCUCGCUUGUCACAGCUGGAACUGUACUGCUACAAUCUUGAUAAGACCAUUGGAGAAAUGAGAUCAGAUUUGACCCGUGAAAACCAGGAGGCGGACGUUAAGCUUAGAUCACUUGAUAAACAUCUUCAAGAGGUGCAUAGAUCAGUCCAGAUUCUAAGAGACAAACAAGAGCUAGCUGAGACUCAGAAAGAGCUAGCGAAGCUUCAACAUGGACAUAAAGAGUCGCCUUCAUCAUCUCACUCGCAAUCUGGUGAGGAGAGGACGCAGGCUCCUGUGGCAGACUCUAAACCAUGCGAGAGAAAAUCAGAUACUCAUAACCAGCAGCUUGCACUUGCUUUGCCUCAUCAAGUAGCCCCACAGCCACAGCCACAGCUGCAGCCACAGCCGCAGGCACAGAUGCAACCACAGCAGCAGUAUUACACGCCUCCUGCCACACACCUGUCGAACCUGCCCGCACCAGCUCCAGCUCCAUCUCCAGCUCCAGCUCCAGCUCCAGCUCUGGCUCCGGCUCCAGUUCCGGUUCCGGCUCCCCAGCCACAACCACUGGCGGCACAGGGUCAGUUUGUGUCUCCACAGCCUGCACCAUCUCAAUCCAGCUCGGCUCAGCCAUUCUCUCAGUACCAGCAAAUCUGGCAGCCUCCACAGCAGCAGGUGAGGCCACAGUCCAGUGGACCCUACCCGACAUAUUCACCCGCACCAGCAAGCAACCGACCACCCAUAGAAAUACAGCCUAGCAGCAUGCCGAUGCAACCAUCAUACUCAGGACCUCCCCCGCAGACAAUGCAGGCUUACGGGUACAACCCACCCGCGGCUAGAACAGCAGUGCCACCUCAGCAGAUGAAGACGUCCUACAGUCCCCAGUCGGGUGAAGGGUAUGUACCAUCGGGGUAUGCCAUGUAUGAAGGUGGUGAAGCGGGAAGGAUGCAAUACCCACCACCGCAGCAGACCCACUUCCCUCCAGGUGGGUACGCUCCUCAGCAAGGGGGUCGACAAUUCUUGAGAGCAAGCUCAGCGUAUGGAGAGUUGAUAGAGAAGCUGGUGAGCAUGGGUUUCAGAGGAGACCACGUGAUGGCUGUGAUUCAGAGGAUGGAGGAGAGCGGGCAGCCCAUCGAUUUCAAUGCAGUGCUCGACAGAUUGAGUGUGCAGUCACCUCAGAGAGGAUGGUGAUGCAACCGUAUGCUUGAUAUGUUUAUGAUGCCUUUACAGAUUAAUGCAGUUGUGGGACCGAACCGAUUGAAUAAGAGCCCUGGUUUGGGUGUGUGUAGUAGAAGGCCCUUGUUUUAUUGGGUCUUUUAAAGCCCAAUGGCUCUCUUGUGCUUUGGGCCUUUAGUGCGGAUCCAAUCCCCUUUGUUUUCAUA